AUGCCCCCACCCCCAAGAGUUCGCGCCCGGAACGAACGGGAAUUCCGGUCGGGGCGGAAGCGGCCGCCGGAAGUGGCCGUUGUCAUGGAGCCCGCGGAGGACUGGCUGGUGGAGUCCCUGCGCCUCCUGCCCCGCAGGUACCGGGACCUGCACGCCUUCGACCUGCCCGCGGCCACCCGCGUCCUGGAGUGGGACGGGCACAAGGGAGUCUUCGUGGCUGGCUGCGAACAGCAGAAGAAAAAUGAAAUUCUUCAUCUGCAGUUACCACUCAGGCUUUUUGCUAAAGAGAACCAGGGCCUCUGCCCGGAGCGGGAUUUCAAGGUACUUCACGGAGGCUUCUGGGACAGGCGUGCCUAUGAGCUGAAGCAUGUGCUGGACACCAGGAUCCUGGUGACCAGUGGUGUGCCUGGGGCUUCUCUACAGCUGUGGCAGGUGUCAGAGGACAGUGAUGUCAUCAGAGCCGGCAGCACCAUCUCCGUGCAGGGGGAAGAGGAGGCUCUGUGGCCAAGGGUGUCCAUCUUUGCCACUGCCGCACCCAGAGUCCUGCAUGGGGCGAGGCUCAGCAGCCUGCAGGUGGUAGACCUGGAGUCCCAAAAGACCACAUACACCUCAGGUGCCAACGAUAGCGCGACGCUGAGCACCCUGCAGGUCCUGGAUGCCCACACCUUUGCCUUCUGCUGCACAUCGGGCCGGCUCGGGCUGGUGGACACCCGGGAGACGUGGACGUCGUUGGAGAGGUUCGGGCCCAGCCCUGGUGGCGGGAGCUGGUGCGCCGAAGUUAGGACCCAGAGCCAGGGCCCGGGAGCCAGCCUGGCCAGCCUGGGCUCCAGCGGGCAGCUCCGUAUCCUGGACACCCGCGACCUCAGCCACCCGCUGAGCUCCGCCCAGUGCUCGGUGCCCACGCCCAGCCCUGACCCGCAGCUGCUGCGAGUGACCUGGGCCCCGGUCCUGGCCAACUGUGUGGCUGUUUCAGGUUUCGAUGGGACGGUCCAGGUCUAUGACGUCACAUCCUGGGAUGAAACAGGGCGCCCAGUGGAACCUCUUUUUACUCACCGGGGCCACCUCUUCCCAGAAUACCACGUGGCAGACACAACUCCUCUCGUCACCACCCAUACCUGGCACCCUCACAAACCGAGAACUCUGUUAUCGGCAGCAAAUGACGCCUCUCUGCAUGUGUGGGACUGGGUGGACCCCCAGAGCUUACACUCCUGAGCACCGAUACCCGCAUUGUUCUGCCCUGAGCCUCCAGGAAGAGGAGGAGCCACCAUGUGGCAGCAGCACCAUCCUGGGACUUACCAGGUGACCGCAGGACCUUGGUUCCCGCUGAGUGGCUUUGGGCAAGGUGUCUGCCCUGGAGCUGGAUUGUAA
Molecule: messenger RNA, 1368 nt
Organism: Suncus etruscus (white-toothed pygmy shrew)
Lineage: Eukaryota; Metazoa; Chordata; Mammalia; Eulipotyphla; Soricidae
Gene: WDR73
Product: WD repeat domain 73
Exons: 9
Coding region: 1-1212 (403 amino acids)
Biological process (GO): cytoplasmic microtubule organization
Cellular component (GO): spindle pole; cytosol
Molecular function (GO): protein binding
Source: RefSeq, a predicted model, not a curated record